AUGGCGCACGGUGCGGAGGACUGCGCGACAGUCCUGGAGCAGUUUGUGCAUGAUGUGGCGAACCUUCCGCUAGAAAUCAACCAUUUGAUGGAGGAAAUUCAAGCCAAGGAUAAAGUGAUGCAAGAGUGCCGGGCCACCAUCAAUUCGCGCGACAGCAGUAUCCAAAAAUUCAUCAAAAUCAACGGCAGCCUGACGCCGAAUCCAAAGGAAGAACAAUACAGCAAGGCAGUCCUACAGAACCUAGACCGGUCGCAGCAGCUACAGGAUGAGAAGAUUCAGCUGAGCGAGAAGGCAUGCAUCCUCCUCGACCGGCAGGUUAAGAGACUUGACGUGCGGAUUCGCGACCUCCAGAAUGAUGGCCUGCUCUCGAACGACCCGCCGCUCCCCUCACUCUUCGACAACAAGAAUCAAUAUCGUGACCCGCCCAAGGUCUUCUUUCCCGAUUCCACCCCGUCCGACUCUACCCCCUACUCCACCCCCCUCAACCCGACAUCUGGAAACGCGAACCCCAUCCUGGCCGCCGCGCAGAGACUCCACCAGUCGACCCCCGCGCAGCCGACGACUGCGCGCAGCUCUGCACCCGCUACCCCCGCGGCGGCGGUAGUACACCUCCAGCAACGGCAGCGCGAAUCAUCCGCCGGAGCUGUGGAUAGCAAGCGUCGGCGCCUGAACGCGUCGCUCGGCACUCUCCCCGCAGCCUCAUCAAACUUGCGUCAGUCGUCCAUGGGCCCUGGGACCCCCAAGGCCGGCACGCCAGUCUCCAGUCGGGCAGGGAGCGCGGGCCCGCGUACCGUCGGUGGUGUCAAGAAGGCCAUGACCAAAAAGGUCGCUCCGCACCAACAGGUGAAGAAGAUCAAGUCUUCGGGCAAGCCAUCUAAGCGCUCGUCGAGUGCUAGCGGCCGGAUCAAGACCUCGAAAAAGUCCCCCACGGGUGAGGGCGAUGAGGACGACGACUCGAUGCUCAGCAGUGCCGACAUGUCUGAUUCGGACAAGAGCGAUACUGGUGCCGGGGACGAGGACAUGGAUGAUGAUGACGAGGACGAGGGUAACGAAGAUACCAAGGUCUACUGUACUUGUCGCACUGUCAGUCAUGGGGACAUGGUCGCCUGUGACAAUGAUAAUUGUCCCUAUGAGUGGUUCCACUGGAAAUGUGUGGGCUUGACUCGGGAGCCUGUUGGAACGUGGUAUUGCGAUGAAUGCAGGAAGAACCUUCUCAAGUAA
This is a messenger RNA of Penicillium alfredii, 1221 nucleotides long. RefSeq names its product putative PHD finger domain protein. Gene Ontology annotation, biological process: regulation of DNA-templated transcription. NCBI's taxonomy places the organism in Eukaryota, Fungi, Ascomycota, Eurotiomycetes, Eurotiales, Aspergillaceae. The transcript is spliced from 2 exons. The record is from RefSeq and is a predicted model, not a curated record. Bases 1 to 1221 code for a protein of 406 amino acids. Gene Ontology annotation, cellular component: nucleus; Rpd3L-Expanded complex; Rpd3L complex.